Molecule: messenger RNA, 4638 nt
Organism: Homalodisca vitripennis (glassy-winged sharpshooter)
Lineage: Eukaryota; Metazoa; Arthropoda; Insecta; Hemiptera; Cicadellidae
Gene: lqfR
Product: telomere length regulation protein TEL2 homolog
Exons: 7
Coding region: 114-3773 (1219 amino acids)
Biological process (GO): protein stabilization; telomere maintenance via telomerase; endocytosis
Cellular component (GO): plasma membrane; clathrin vesicle coat; cytosol
Molecular function (GO): clathrin binding; phospholipid binding; Hsp90 protein binding
Source: RefSeq, a predicted model, not a curated record
AUCAAAAUUGUGUCCAGUACGCCUGGCUCUUAGGUCCAUAUGGUGUGGAUGUUUUUGGCCCAGCUUUAAAAUACUGGUUACAAUUAUACUUAGCCAAAAUUUUGAUCUAUUGAAUGCUGGGACCAAUGUAUAUGCAUAAUUUUGUUCACAGGCAUAAAGUAAAAGAGCUGAUAGAUUUCAUUCAGGACGAUGACAAACUUAGAGAAGAGCGUAAGAAAGCGAAGAAAAACAAGGACAAAUACGUGGGCAUGUCUAGUGAUGCCAUGGGAAUACAUGGUUUGGGUGGAGGUGGUGAGAGAUGGGAUGACACGCCGAGGUGGAGGAAAGAAGAAAUUGGAGAGUGGGACCAGGAUAGAGGAGGAGGGAGAGAAGACUCGCCUAACAGUGAUGAUGGGGAACACUAUGAUUCUGACCCUGAUUCUGGUUUCCCACCACCACGACAUUUCCGCAAAUCUUCCCCUGCCAAGGAGUACAAGGAUUCCGAGAGCAUAGACUCCAGUCCUGCUCCAACGAUAGGCAAGAUAACAACUCCAAUCAGAACUAAACCUAAGUCCUCUACCCCCACCAAGAAAGUAGACUUAGGUGCGGCAGCUAAUUAUGGAAAAAUCCAGGUACAAGCACCAUCAACACCAGUAGUGAAGAGUGACUUGUUGGGUCUAUCCAGUGACCCCCCACCGGUCUCGACCCCCUCCUCUACCCCUUCAGACGAUUUGUUCAACCCUCGUGGCACUGACUCCUCUCCAGCUUUUGGUGAUUUCUCCACAGCUUUCGGCACCAGUGACGUCAGUGAGAGCAAAGUAGACGAGUUUGCAGACUUCUCGUCUGCCUUCAGUGGUGGAGUUAACAGCCCGGCGGUCGCCCCCCUCUCGGCGCUCAGCCCUGUCACUCCUGCGCCUGCCUUCACUCCUGCGCCUGCCUUCACUCCCGCGCCUGCCUUCACUCCAACGCCAGCCUUCACUCCCAUUGUUGCCAAUGGCAAAGCACCAGGAACCCAAGUAUCAAAUGCUGAUCUGUUGAUGGGUCUCAACUCACCCUCCAGCCCUGCAAUAAACCCUCUUGAUGACUUUGCUCCAAUCCAAGUUGGUGCAGAUCGAUUAAUGGAGGCAUCAAAAACUCUGCUGAGAGUCUUGAGAGAAAACACAAAUCCAAGAGCCGAGAUGGAGAAAGUGACAAUGUUCCUGCCAGGGCCUCUGACUCCUCAACGAAUCGUUGGCACGGACUCUCCUCUCUAUGACUGGGACAAGUUCACUGAAAUCUGUUACGGAAAACUUCUCUCGGAAGUACUUCGACGAUUUAACACUGAGUGGCUCAAGAAGUUCGGACUCUCUGGUUGUUUGAAGCAACUAUUCGUUGUCGAGAGCGGUUCUGACAUCAUGCUUCAUGAGAGUUUGAUGUCCCUCUGUGAUGAGAUGAGAAGCUGCCAGGGACCUUCUGUUAAGUUGGACUUCAUUUUGGAGAUGUUUAAAGGUAUUUUGUUGAGUGAUCACCUUACUUCAGCAGUGAUAUCUGCCUGCAAGCGGAACUUUGAGGACGAUAUUAUUGCUGAAUCCUUCAUGACACGAUGGGAUGAAUGUGUACAACUGAUUGUUUCCUUACCGAAUCGAGUAGCCAACAAGCUAAAAGGUAAAAUGGAUAGAUUUUUUACCCCCGAAAUAUACAUAAAAAAUAUACUAGUACAUGUUGCAAAAAGUUUGGUAUAUAUGAGCAUGAUCAAAGAAGAUACCCAAUUGAAUUUUAGACCGUUGUCAGUUUUUCUAAGUAGAGUUAUAACAAACUACAAACUGAAUCCGUCUCUAUCUUCAUUUUUCCAAGUGUUGGACUAUUGGUGUACUGAAAGAGAAUCCUCAUUUUGCCAAACUGCCAAUACAUUGUUAGAAUUUAUGGAAACUACAAGUGUAGAAAUAGCUAGUAUCUUGAUCCUUAAGACAUGUUCAGAAAAAUCAACAAUUCUUCUUUUGAGCCCUGAAUUGCUUGAAAUAUCCAGCUGGAAAUAUGUACUUUGCCACAAGAUUCCUUUGCUCACAUUCCAUGAAAAUUGCAAAAUCUUAACAAAUUUAAUAGCGUUUUUAGGAAGUGUUACCAAAUAUACAGCAAGCAAAACAGAUGGCAUUGUAGACGUCACCAGUGCUCUUCCAUGUCUCCUACUUCAACUGCUUACUGUUUGGGGAGAUAAAAGUGCCAUGCAACAUACACCUCAAGAGCAGCACUUGUUCUUAUCAAAGUUGAUUGUACUAGGGUUUAAUUACCUGUGCAAUUUUCUCAAUCUGCCUCUGCACAACUCUCUCAAGAGUGCAUUACAAACAAGUCUGUUCCGUGGCAUGCCUUCACACCUGGAGAACACAACCGAAAGAGUCAGAGUUAUGGGAAUGAUCACCACAGAGUGUAUUGUUCGCCAUCUCAACAGGUUUGUGGAAGAAAAAGAUAAAAGAGUUAACCUUGAGUUUGAUUUCUCUAAAGUAAGAAGUGAAAAUUCAACUGUUGUUGAUAUCAUUAGAAAUUUAAGUGAGUACAAAUUCGAUGUUGGUGAAAACAAUGAGAAAAAGAUAACGACCCUUAAGAGCAGAGGUGACGAUUUAUUAGAAAACAUUAUUAAGGAAGUUGAGUGUGAAAUACCUAUCCCCUCUGAUCGUUAUAAAACUGACAGUAAUAUAGAGGCUUCCAAAUUGAUAAAGAAUAAUAAGGAACAGGGUGCUCAUGUCUUGGAAGAGGGCAGUGAAUCAGAAUUAGACAGUGACGAUGACCUAGUUCCAUAUGACCUAUCAAACGAUGUGAAAGCUGCUGUCACAAAGAGACCAAAGUACCUCAGAGAUUUACUAGAAGGAUUAAGAGAUGAUAAUGAUGUAGAUAUUUGGGUCGGGUCUUUGGAAGUCUGUGAAGAGUUGAUAUAUAAACAGCUUCCUGAUGAUGAUGUAUCUUUGGGUAUAGAUCUCUUGGACAUCCUGUUAUGUCUGGAAAGGAGAGUGUACUGUGAGAACUUCGACACCCUGAGAUUCUCCAGUGCUGUGGCAAUAGUUGUUGUGUGUCCUGAAGCUGCAGCGCAGUACCUUUGCAAACAGUUUCAUGAAGAUAUCGGCAAAUACUCAAUUGCACAAAGAAUGUUUAUGUUGGAUAUACUAUCAGCAGCUGCAAGAGUUUUAUCCUCUCCGAAGAGUUCAGAUAAACAAGAGAAGACAGUAGCACUUCCUAAUACAUCGAAUGUAAAGGAAUCAGACUGGCGCAGUGUAGUUCAAGCCCGUAUAGCGAGUCACACGAGAACAUUCUGCCAGCCUAAAAAGACACCCAAGAAAGGAUUUGAAAAUAAAUUCGCAAAUGUUGCUGGCUCUUUCUUCUUCCCUCUUCUGCGAGGAACAGGCAGAAUAAGUCCUGGGAUCGUAUAUUCUGCAGAUGUUGAAACAAGUUCCAGAGAAGAAUGCCGUCAUCUGUUGGUACAUUUUUUAAAAACUUGUGCUUUGAUAGUCGCGUCUUCUGUCAAUUCAACAGCUGCAACAAGGAUGGGGAAAGAGCUGAUAGAAGCUACAUGGAGCUUCAGGUUUCACGAGGAAGCUCGGAUCAGGGAAGCCGUGAUCGGUUGUUUGGCAGCUGUUGUGAUUGCCGUGCCUGCUUCUAGACUGACAUCUGAACUGCUCGACGAGAUGUUAGAGGCUCGCCUGUGGCUUGAAAAUGUUGUUAGUUCUCUCGGUGUUGUUGGGGGGCACAACUGCGAAGUCGAUGAUCAGUGCAGAUCUUUUGCUGCUCAAGUUAGUAUAUUAAUUGGUAAUGUGUUGAGCAAAUAAUAAUGUGUUUUAUGUUCUUCCUUAAUAUUACAGAUAUUUGUAUUAGUUUAUUAUUAGUUAUAUGGAAUAAACCAUAUACAUAAAGUCAUGUGCUUUGGUUCCUAAACAUGAUAAUAUUAUUUUAUAUAUAAAUGUUUGUAAAAUAGUAAAAUAGUUUCUUUUUUAUGCUUAAAUAUAUGCACAUUGCUGUUAGUGCUGUAAACCAUUUAAUAAUAUUUUAUCUAGUUAAAAAGGAUGAUAAUGCAUAAUUAUUUUCUAAGAUGUGUCAUGCAAUAAGGCAUUGUGAAUUUGCAUUUUUUUCUUAAGUAAAACAAAUACGCAAGUACACAAUACAAUGAAAUACUUUUCAACUCAAAAGAUAAUUUACAACCUGAUCUUUAAAAUCUGAUUUAAGAAACUAAAUUAUAAUAAUGUUUAUUAUAGUUUCAAUCUUUUUAUUAAGUAUGUCUUUUACAUUGACAACUAUUCAUUGUGUCUCAGGAUUGUUAGUUGGUCAUAGCUUAGAUCACCUAGUGAACUAGCAUUUAUACUGCAAACAACUGUAGUCUAAAACUAUGAACCAUUCCAUUUCCUAAUAAAUUUUAUAUAUAUUAAGUGUUACUUGUGUCUUUGUGAGCUAGUUGCUGUUUUGGAUUAGUGAAUUUUAUUUAUCAUAUUUCAUAUUUAAUAGAAACUUUACUAUUUUUUAAUGUUCUGUUUGAAAUAAAAAAAAUAAAAAUGUAUUUAUAUCAAUAUUAGUUUUUUAUUACCUGACCCGUAUGGGUGAGCAAGAAACAAUGCCAGUGAAGUCCUGUUUGUAUAUCAAAAAGUAAGGAUUGAGACAAUAUAAAAUUAAAUGAUGUCAGCUCAGAACUACCUUUGUGUU